Messenger RNA from Acomys russatus (golden spiny mouse), 1182 nucleotides. RefSeq names its product chromosome 27 C8orf48 homolog (gene C27H8orf48). Lineage: Eukaryota; Metazoa; Chordata; Mammalia; Rodentia; Muridae. The record is from RefSeq and is a predicted model, not a curated record. The transcript has a single exon. The coding region runs from base 24 to 905 and encodes 293 amino acids.
ACCAGAGCAAAGCAGAUGAGGAAAUGGGGUGGCCACCUGCUCAAAAGCCGGGUCACUCAGAAGAAGAGCACGGAGGCCCGGCCCAGACGGACGUGUGUGCUACUCAGCUUUCCGAAGAGAUCCUCAGGUCCUGUACUGAUGAGGUACUGAGUUUCGCUUCCAUCCUCUCCUCGGGAGAUCAGCAAUCCUGCUCCCACACCUCUGAGAGCCCACUAGAGAGUGAAACGCCGACCACGAGUUCGGCAGAACAAGAAGAGGAGUCAGGACUUUCAGUCUCACAGAAGGAUGAGAAUAAGCUCAGUGAGAAGUUGAUCAACCACCUCAAGGCCAAAGAAGUGAACUCUUUAAGCUAUCAUCCUGACAGUAGACUCCCAACGGAAGUCCCCGGGGGAUCCGCCGAAGAACUGAAUGCCCUGCAGUCUUUUUGUACGAAUAAAGUAAACUUGAUCCGCCAGAGAACGGAUUCAAGCGCUAAGAAAAGCAACAGACACAAAAGGCUACAGCUCAGAUGGAUUGCAGAGACCUCAGAGGUAGAUGCUUUAAACUGUACUAUCACUGACGAUCUGUUGAACAGAAUCUAUUAUAAAAACACGAGGGCCACUCUGGCGCACCUAGGGGCGGUUAAGCAACACAUUUCUUCGCAGUGUCCCAGCUGUAACAGCAAAAGAGCAGAGCUGGCUCAGUCUGACUUCCUGAAGCGAAGGAAGACUUUACUGGAGUCACUACUACUCCAAGAGAAAAUAGAUGAACACCUUCAUACCACAGACUUUCUCACCCGUGUUGGAGAAGCACAUCACGGCUUCCCGAGGCUUUCAGAUGAUCCCAGAAUAAUCUGGGAGAGACUGACUGAGAAAAUUCGGACGGGAAGCUCCGGUUUGGGGAGGACAGAUUCAAAGCAGGUGUAAGAUGAUUAUGCAAGUACUCCACCACUUCUCAACUCACUUAUCAAACCAGAUAGGAGAUACUGACUACUAAAGAUGAUGUGCGAUGUGGCCAACCAAGGCAUGGUGACUAUUAAUGCUUAGCGGUAACAUGUGGUAUUCAUAUAUGUUUCUGCUGUGUUUGAGUGAUCACCUUUUCUUUUUCUUUUAAGAGGGAAUUGAGAAAUUAAUGUAAGAUUUUUCUCCUUCAAGGGGGUCUAAAUCAUUCCAUCCAGUAGAUUUUUCAUGUUACAGAAGAUGA